Oncorhynchus gorbuscha (pink salmon) is the source of this 9777-nucleotide messenger RNA. RefSeq names its product calmodulin-binding transcription activator 1-like. The record is from RefSeq and is a predicted model, not a curated record. Gene Ontology annotation, cellular component: nucleus. Gene Ontology annotation, molecular function: double-stranded DNA binding; protein binding; transcription coregulator activity. Gene Ontology annotation, biological process: regulation of transcription by RNA polymerase II. The transcript has 23 exons. Bases 36 to 4790 code for a protein of 1584 amino acids. Lineage: Eukaryota; Metazoa; Chordata; Actinopteri; Salmoniformes; Salmonidae.
GGUGGAGGAGGAGGGAUGAGGCGCGCGGAGGGGAAAUGGCUGCCGAAAACAAGCCGGAAGGGUUGAAAAGGAUAAGGAAUCCAGAGCGGAUGAUUAGAAUUGCCGUGGGAUACACAGGACAUGCCCCUCCCAAGAGUGAUGACACUGACACCAACGGUGAGCCCGGCCAGUUGAAGAUCUACCUACCUAAGAAGCUGUUGGAGUGUUUGCCCAAAUGUUCCUCUCUACCCAAGGAGCGCCACCGCUGGAACACCAAUGAGGAGAUUGCAGCGUAUCUGAUCACAUUUGAGAAACAUGAAGAAUGGCUGACGACAUCACCCAAGACCAGACCUCAGAAUGGCUCGAUGAUCCUGUACAACAGGAAGAAGGUAAAGUACAGGAAGGAUGGCUACUGCUGGAAGAAGAGGAAAGAUGGGAAGACCACCAGAGAAGACCACAUGAAGCUCAAAGUACAGGGAGUGGAGUGUCUGUAUGGCUGUUAUGUCCACUCCUCCAUCAUCCCUACCUUUCAUCGCAGAUGCUAUUGGCUGCUCCAGAACCCAGACAUAGUGUUGGUACACUACCUGAACGUUCCAGCGGUGGACGACAGUGGGAAGCCAUGUGGGCCUGUCCUCUGCUCCAUCAACACAGACAGGAAGGAGUGGGCCAAGUGGAGCAAGGAGGAGCUCAUUGGACAGCUCAAACCCAUGUGUGCUGGGAGUAGCCUGCACCAGAAAUGCUCCACUGCCAAACACCGCAUUAUCUCCCCCAAAUUAGAAGCAAAGACAGGGACAGGGGAUGGGACUGGGACAGGGACAGGGUCUGGGACAGGGUCUGGGACAGAGGUGCAGAACAGUGAUGUGUCUGAGGGGCAGACAGAGCCCAGUCCUGGAGUGGGGGCCAGGAGCAGAGGAGGGGGGGAGAGGAAGAAUGGAAGGUUGCCCAAACCCUCCCUGCUUCCCCAGAGCAGCAUGGAAGUUUCCUCCACAUCCACCAAUCAGGUGGAGGUUCCUGACACCACACAGAGCUCCCCACUGUCAAUCACCAGCGACAUUACUGCAGACAGUCCCGCCCUCGGCCUGGCCAGCACCCUAUCACAGAGCUCUGCUGCUGUGUUCAUGUCCGAGGUUGCCACGGUAACAGGGGAUUCCGUGUACACCACAGAACACGCCCAGCUGAUUGGCUCCACCCAUGACACCACCACCACUGGGAUUCUACUGGCUGUUGCCCCAGACACCCAGCGCUUUGAGUUCCCUGGGCGGGGGGGGUUAGGAGAGGAAGGGGGGGAGUUGGUCCUCUCCAGCAGUCUGGAUGCUGGAGGUUCUGGAGUCAACCUUCUUGAGACCAGCAUGAACUUUGACCCAGACUGCUUCCUCAACAACCCCAAGCAGGGCCAAACAUAUGGGGGAGGAGGGGGUAAGGCCGAGGAAGGUAGCUGUAAUAGUGAGGGGGGGCUCCGCUGCUCUCCACAGUCACUAACGGCUAACGGCUAUUUAUUCAAUGCCACGCUCGUAAACAUCAAGACCGAAGAUACUCCCCUGGAGCAGCCGCUGGAUAAUCAGAGCGGGUACGCUGGCGAGGGGACGGGCCUGAGCCCUAGCACCACACUGGAGCAAAUGGACUUCAGUGCUGUGAUGUCAUCAGCCUGCGCCCAGAGCUUGGCACAGCAGAUACACCAACACUCCCCCAGUCUCUUCUUGCAGGCCUCCCCUAAGACCCCCCUCGCCCAGGCCACCCAGCCCCAGAUCUGUGCCUCUGAGACGGGCCAGAACUCAGGCGAGACCCAGGCUUAUCUGGGCCUAUCUACUAUACCACAGACUGACUCUACAGGCACCAACGGAGACCCUCACACUUACCUCCACCAACCCUCACCAGACCAACAUGGCCACAGUGAGGAAAGCAGCCAGGUGGGUCUAGUGGGGCUGGGUAGCUUUCCUGUAAGGGGGCAGGAGAUGAGAAAAGACCAGCUGAGCACCAGAGGACCUGGGAAGGUGACGUCCCCAGAGAAAGAGACACAGAAGAGGGCAGAGUUACUCCUCAAUCCUGGGGAACAGCAUGAGGCCUACAGAAACAACACUGGUGUUGGGAGAGGUGGAGAUCACUACCUACAGCCAACAACCAAGAGUGGGGGAGUAGAGGGAGGACAAGAAAUAGGAGAGAAAUAUAUUUUCAGUAACGGGGUCAGAGAUGCAGGAGUUAACAGCUCAGUGGUGGACAGUCCUCAGUCUCUAGCUGGAGCAGCCAUGGAGGGGGGGUUGUACAGCUCUACUCUUCCCCAGCCGGGUGUAGGUGAGGCUGGGGGAGCUGAGGGGGCAGGCGGGGGCAUCAGCCUGGAAGGCUUUGAGGCAUCGUUUGGGAAUCAGUUCUCUGACCUCAUCAAUGACUUCAUCUCUGUUGAGGGGGGUGGAGGGGGCGCGGUGGCUGGGACAGGAGGCAGUGCACUCUACACCCCUGCUCUGAUGCCCCAGGAGGAGGUUGGAGAGGGCCAGGAGGCAGGAGCAGCCCCCAUUCAGGGUUCAGAGGUGGAGCAGGGACCUCUGAGAUUGCUGCCAGAGACGGGGAGGCUUUUUGGGGUGACAGACUACUCCCCCGAGUGGUCUUACCCAGAGGGUGGGGUGAAGGUGUUGAUAACAGGUCCCUGGCUGGAGGCCAGCAGGGAGUACAGCUGUCUGUUUGACCACAUCAGUGUCCCAGCUGCUCUCAUACAGCCAGGAGUACUGCGCUGCUACUGCCCUGCCCAUGAAACAGGUUUGGUGAUGCUGCAGGUGGCUAUGGGUGGGGAUGUGAUCUCUUCCUCUGUGGUGUUUGAGUAUAAAGCUCGAGACUUGCCCGCCCUGCCCUCCUCACAACACGACUGGUUGUCCCUGGACGAUACCCAGUUCAGGAUGUCCAUUCUGGAGCGUCUGGAGCAAAUGGAACAGAGGAUGGCUGAGAUAACCAAUCACCAUCAGAGCUCCGAAACCACGGCAGCCACGGGGGGAGGUGGAGGAGCAGGUGGCACUGACCACCAGUCCCAGCUCUCCCCAGCCGAGGGUUCAUUUGAGGGCCGUGUGGUGGUGGUGUGUGAGAAGAUGAUGACCCGUCCCUGUUGGGUUUCCUCCAAUCAGCUGAUCCACAGCCGGAGUUCCCGGGGCAUGACCCUGCUGCACCUGGCCGCAGCUCAGGGAUACGCAGGGUUAAUACAGACUCUCAUCCGCUGGCGCACUAAGCAUGCAGACAGCAUAGAUCUGGAAUUAGAGGUGGACCCUCUCAAUGUCGACCACUUCUCCUGCACCCCACUGAUGUGGGCCUGUGCUCUGGGUCAUACAGAAGCAGCGCUGGUUCUGUACCAGUGGGACCCCAGAGCUUUGGCCAUCCCUGAUUCGCUGGGCCGCCUGCCACUCAGUAUUGCACGCUCACGGGGACACACUCGCUUGGCCGAGCUACUGGAGCAGCUGCAACAGACUCCUCCUACUCAGAGUCCACCCACUGACACCUGGAUGGACAGGUGGAGCAGCGAAUCGGAUCCCAGUGGACAUAGGGAAAGCCCCGCCCCCAGCUCUAACCCAGACCUAAGGAGAACCAGGACAGAACCACAGCAGAUCACCCAGAACCACAGCCAGAGUCAGAGCUGGGCUCACCAGGGCCAACCCCAGUUGCAAGGCCAACACCGGGGGCCACCAGACAACCAGGGAGACCUACCACCAGCCAAGAGACUCAAACUCAACCCUGAGGCCCAGCAACAGCCAGUCAACCCCCCACGCUCUCAACUACCCAACCUCAGCCCCCUAAACACUCACCCCCCCAGACCCAGCUCUAACACCCCAAAUCCCCACUUCCCCAGCCCACCUCUGCAGGCCAGGUUAGGGGGGUCAGGGGGUGGCAGUAGGUAUAGCUUGCGGCAGGCUCUUGGGAGGCGGAGUUUGGCCAGGAGGAUUCUGGGAAAGGAGAGACUGGCCAAUCAUCUGCGUCAGAGGGGCGUAUCCACCAGGGGGGAGGAGCCAGAACUGAUGACCUAUCAGGAGAAUAGUGAAGACCUGCAGAUGAACAUGAUGAUGCUGGCAGAACACAUCAUGGAGGCCACUCCUGACAGGAUCAAACAGGAGGGCUUUGUUGCCACGGAGACUGAGACGUCGCCACCGGAGACCGUUGGGGUCAGCGGUGAUGUCAGCUGGUUGGCUAGUUACAUUGGUGACGUGGAGCGGUUUCUAUACUCCAGGCCCCAGAUGCCCACCCCAAGCCCCAUACCAAGCCCCCUGUCUGGGCCUGAGGAUGAGGAAAGUCCCCUGGCUCCGCAAGGCCUGCCCUCCCCAGCCGACUGGAGCUCCUUCCUGCAUGCAUCACUCAGUGGGGAGGGCCCAGACACCAACCCUGCCCACCUCACACUGACAGAGGCGGAGCAAAGAGAACUGUACGAGGCUGCAAGACACGCCCACCACACCCUCAGAAAGUACAAGGGCCGGCCAAUCCAGGAGCAACGUAAAGAAACAGUAGCAGUGGUCCAGCGCUGCUAUAAGAAAUACAAACAGCUGUCAUGGAUAGCCUUGAAGUAUGCACUUUAUAAGAGGAUGACGCUGGCAGCCAUUUUGAUCCAGAGCCGCUUCCGCAGUUUCCACGAACAGAGGAAGUUCCAGCAGAGCCGGCGAGCAGCAGUACUGAUCCAGCAAUACUACCGCAGCUACAGACACUCUCUCAGCAGUCUCCUCACUAAGAGACAGAACCAGGCUGCCCGUAAGAUCCUGAGGUUCCUGCUCAGAUGCCGCCACAGCCUCUUGAUGGACCAUAGACCAGUCAAACGGGGCAAGAGAGCAGAGAAAGGCCAGGGAUCCUGAGAGCCCACGACCCAGUCCAACACAGAGCCCCCUCAUCCUGUGAGCUCCCCUCCACUCUUCUCUUCCCUCUCCUCCUGUCCCUUCCUCCCUCGGUCUCACACAGGGGCAAUUCUCUUUUCCUCCCUCUCCUCAUACCAAUCUCACAAUGAGACUACUUCACAGUCCACACUCCUCUUCUACAAACAGACUGCUAACACUCAAACAGGAGAAUGAGGAGGGAUACAUGGCAACUAUAUCACUGAGACAACACAGAGACAACUCUCCUCUCUCUCCUCCCCUGUUUCUCUGAGACAAACGCUUCCCAAACAGACAGGUACACUGCUCUGGGAGACUGCUCUGGGAGACUGCUCUGGGAGACUGCUCUGGGAGACUGCUCUGGGAGACUGCUCUGAUGAACAUAUGAUCCUGGCUCUGGCCACAGCCUCACUUUACUUUCCUAUUCCUCCAGAUCACAGAGAGGAAACUACAUUACCCUGCCUGGCAUCUUUGCACUCUUCACAGAUAGAUCAAUGUUUUCUUCAAGAGCAGAAAAGAACAAGAGAAAAAGAUCAGGAUGCAGCUGAAGAUGCACAUUUUUUCAUCGAACGUGUUCGAUACGGAGAAUGGGAUGAUUGGUUUUCUCAUAUGGGCAACAUUUGCAUUGACAUGCAUAAUCUAUAUUGGACCUGUUGUACUUGCUGUAUAUAUGAUACAUUUUAGGAAAGGAAAACAUAAACCAAAUAUCACUCCCAUAUCCUGUAUGCAUGCACUGUUUUUCACUAGCUCUUCUCCCAUGGCUUUUAUGGCAGUUGGCAAAGUCAAUGUGAUCACCACACUCUGAUUGGCUGGCUAGACAGGUCAACCAGUCACCCAGUCCCCCAAAGAGAAGUACUACACUUGAAUGUAAGAAGAACAUUAACAGAUAGGGGUUUAGGUGUAAAUAACAGUGUCUUAAUUUGUUAUAUUGACUUGUCUAUGAAGUCAUUCUCUGAGGAAGCAUUUUGCUAGCCUGAUGUGUGAUUCUGUGUUUGUUGAAUCUAAUGCAUGUGUUUGAGCUUUGAGCUCCUGCAUGCGAACCAAACUUGUUUGUUUUGUAUUUAUGUGUAGUGGUGUCUCACUUCUGUCCUCAUUGACUAUCUCUACCCUGUGUUUAUCAUGUGCUCUAUGUAAGGAAAAUAACCUGGGUUUUCUGCUUUUAUUUAUCUAUUUGUUUCAUUUUUCUUAUUGACCUUUUUUUAUGUUCUUUCAUUUAAUUUACAGUAAGAAAAGGGCAUUUUAGCCCGAGUUAGUUUUAUCCCCCUAUUGUGUGGUAAUGUGUGGUAAUGUGUGGUAAUGUGUGACAUAUUCGGUUCAGAUGGUUAUCUGUCUCUGUCAAUUUGUUCUUAACAUGAACUUCAAAAAGCCACAUAUAGUUUUGAGGAGAGUGUCACAUUGCAUUGCCUUGACUUCUUAUAGUCUGUGAGAAGUCCCAAUACUUACUAUACGCUAGCCCCUGUCUAGGACAUGGGUCCCUAUAUUAGCCCUUAUAGAGUUUAGCCCAACCCAUAUUUUUGACUAUUUAGCGUCUCUGUACAUAAAAUGACGAGGUAUGGGUAUAUAUGGAGACCCCGGAUCUUUUUCAUGAGAAAAGACUGUAUUUAAGAAUAUAUAUUAUUUUACUUCUAUAACAACAGUAUGAGCAGAUAGAGACCCGGGUAUACAGGACAAUUGUAUUGUUUGUAAAUAAUGUAAAUACUAACCAUGGAUCUAUGUGCAUGAGUUAAUAAGACAAAGAAACGGAGUAAGAAAAUCAACAUGCAUUUUUUUUGUGGCUAUGGACUGUAAAGAGGAUUUGAACUACUUCACUUUACAAGUGUUUGAUAUAAGUGUUAUUGAAGAACAUUUUGCUAAAGCAUGACAUUGAUGAAAUCUUAUGUUAAAACCAGUGAUAUAAAGAACAAGGGCAGAAAGGUAAAUGUAUACACAACAUGCUUUUGAUUUUAGGCUAGCAAGAAUGAAAUCAUUUGGCUCGUGGUGCCAAUUAUUAGGAAUUCUACUUUUCCCUAAGACCCUAGGAUUAGCGCAGGAGUUUUUCCUGACCAUGUGGUCACUUGUUCAGGAAAAACUCCUGGUCCAGGAGGUAAAACAUACAAGUAUUGAAUAUACUGUACACAGUCAUCUCAAGCAACUGAAGGGUGGGAAAGCAAGGAGAACUUCAUAAUCUAUUAUUUUAAAGUGUACACAGAAUGAGUUCCUGUCAGGUGUCAAAACCAAACAAACUGGUGAUGGGUGAUGUUUCUGUUAGUGUGGUCCUCUGUGGCUCAGUUAGUAAGAGUGUUGGGCGGGCAAUGCCAAGGUUGUUGGUUCAUUUCUUGCAGGGAUCAUACUCAAAAUGUAUGCCCUCACUGUACUGAGUAAGUUACAUUGGAUAAAAGUGUCUGCUAAGUGGUAUAUACUUUUAUGUUAAUGCAAUUGCAGAUUUGAAACUUUCAUCUCUUAGCUUCAGACAGAUGUUUUCCCCUUCAAAUUCCCCAGUAUGCAAUUGCCAAUAGUAUGGCCUGUGUUACCAUGAGGCGUUUCCUUCCCUGGAGUGUCUUACAGAUUUGUUUUGACUGAGGAUUAUGACCAGUUUGGUUUAGAAAGUGCCUACUCAUAUACAGAACGUGCAAGCUAAUAUCAGGAACCCACUAUAUGUCUCCAAACGAGUUAACCCAUUCCCUCUAUAGUUGCCCAAAUUGUGUGUGACGAUUAUUCUACACAAAAGAUUGGCGCCCAGUCUUAUUUUGAACUCUAAUUGGUUAGUGAUUUUUGUUGUUCUUCCUAUACCUAAGUGUUUAUGCAUUCAAAAUAUUCCAUUGUUAAAAGACAAGUUGCCUAUAGCAGAAACAGACUGAUACUAGUCCUGCUUUUGGUCCUCUAAGCGGAUGAUGUAUUUUCCUCCUCCUACCAGGUAGAUACUGAGUAGUGGAUCCCAGCAUACAUUACCAUGGUUCAUUUGGGUUGCUACAUUAUUUUUUUUAAAUCCGUAGCUCUGAUUUGCCCCCUACAUGUAUUUAUUUGUGAGAUGGAAACAUUGACAACGUUUCAAUCCUCAUUGGGAUCUCAGUUAGGUUGCCAGAUUAUGCCAUAUCGCUGACUGGGCUGGUUGAUAUAUUAUAGGCUAAAUUCUGCAUGGCGCAUUCACAUCUAUUUUACAGUAAUGGCAGUACAUGUAGGCCUAGACAUGUCAUAUAGAAACCUUGGGUUAAGUCUUUAGUGAGAUGUAGAGCACAAGAAACCCUCUUUCUGGAAUUCAACUGCUGUAUGGUCAUUCUCAAGAUGCAAAUAUCUGUUUUGAACAUUGAUAAAGUGUAUUCUUCUGCAUGGAAAUUGCAUGACAUUUUCCAUUAUUUAUCAUCUGUUCAGUCCUGGCAGAAAUGUUCUUCCAACGUUCUUACAUAAAAACAUAUCUUAGCUGGAUCAAACUUCACACACACAGACAGAGACAUGCACACGACUCACUCAGUCGUCUCACAAUCUCCAAUCUUGCACACACAUCACACUCUCUCACUUUUCUUUUUUCUUAGGGAGCAGUAACUCCCUCAGAUUUAAACUCAGGGUUCUAGAAUGGCUUGGGGGUGUGGAGUAGGCCCUGUGUGUGUGUGUGUGUGUGUGUGUGUGUGUGUGUGUGUGUGUGUGUGUGUGUGUGUGUGUGUGUGUGUGUGUGUGUGUGUGUGUGUGUGUGUGUGUGUGUGUGUGUGUGUGUGUGUGUGUGUGUGUGUGUGUGUGUGUGUGUGUGUGUGUGCGCGCGCACGCGUGUGUGUGUGUCAAUCAGCCAAUUGUGAUUAGGCUAUACCUCCUCUUUCAUAAGAUGACAGUGGCGAUGACCCCACAGAGAUGUGGCAGCCUGAGGUCUUGUUCACAGGGAGUUGGCCUGAGAUGGGUGCCACACACAUCAUCCCAUCUAUAAAGGACUUCCACUUCCAAACACCUGAGACACAACAUAUAACAUAUAUAAUACAAACAUUCGAAUAUAUGUAGAGCCUCAUAAAGAAGACAAUAAUAUCCUCUCUAGGGCCCGGAGUGGUUUUCCUGACCAGGAAAAACUCUGGGCAUAGUCAUUAUGGCCCAGGAAUUAUUCAUGUUGGAAAGGCUCUCCAGCCUAUCGCUGUUUCACUCUGUAGUCAACUCUUGAAUGCUCUUAAUCAUUUUAUACCCUGGCCUGGAACUGUGCCCUCCAACCACAUCACAGCUACACUAACAGAAACACAGAGAGGCGUUGCUGUUUAAAGGGGGUGAAUUCACACUGGAUAAGGCUUUCCACUGAAACACACAGAGCAAUAAACAAACAUAUACAUUUUCUAAAUAAGGAUCUGUACAUUUAAGUAAGCGUAGAGAUCAGUUUGUAGAGAAAAACAUAAGCUAUGUCACAGGCAACUUUGACUUCCUCUAAGGAAAGUGGGCCACAUUCAGUAGCCGAACGUUGCAGAUAGAAAUGCUAUGAAUAUAGCUGACGUGAUUCCUUAUUCUACAUGUCAGAGAGGCAUGUUUGUUCUACAUGCCAUAUUUCUAUCUGAACAUAACAAAACGCUGCGUCCUGCUGAACUCGCUCCUGGGCAAGCGGCACAGAGGUGACCUUUGACCCACAGGUUAAAGGUCAAAUAAGAGAUACAUUUUGAAAUACAGGCCGUAGUUAUAACGGGCUAUGGGCUAACAUCACACUGCAUGUUUAAAUAGUGCUAGCUAGACUUCUCCCUCUCUCUUUUCCUCUCUCAUCCCCAGCUUUGUUCCCUCCUACUUUGUGUUCUUCAUGCCCCCUCUCUCUCUUUCUCUCUCUCUCUUUCUACCUCUUUCCCUGUUUUGUAAGUGAUUUUUUUAAUAAUGUGCAUGUAUACGCAUCAAUAAAUAGUUGAAUAUGUUUUUAAAAAGAAUCUUCUGCUGCUGAGGCCAUGCACAGUGUUUUGAAUUGCCCUUAUAUGUGGAACAUGUACUUUGAAUGCUUUACAUAAUUUCUGCUGUAAAAUGAAAUCUGAGUAAAAAGAAAAUUUGC